UCAAAGGGACUAUGAUGGACUCUCACUUCAGAGGCACCUUGUGGAAGAUACUUGUCAUUUUCACACUGCCACACUUCAGCUGCUGUAUGCCCUGCCCCAGCAGUUGCCUUUGUAAUUUUAAAGGUUCUGUCAAGUGUGUUGGCUACACCGUCACAGAUAUACCAAAGCAGCUGCCUGUCCACACAUACCUGCUGCAGCUUAAUGACACAAAUAUGAACGUCAUAAAUGAGCAGAGCUUGGCAAACAUGGACCUCCUGUUGCGUUUUAGUCUGACACACAGCCAUUUGCACACUAUCCAUCCCAGAGCCUUCCAUGUUGCUCCACAGCUUAAGUCUGUCAAGCUGUCGUCCAAUAAUCUCUCUACCCUCCCUGCUCGGGUUUUCAGUCCACUGACCACUCUAGAGCAGCUGCAUUUAGAUGGGAACCAUUUGGAGACCAUUGCUCCGGAUAUGUUUGAAGGACUUGUCAGGUUGCUGGAUCUGGACCUGAGCUGGAACAAACUCAGUAGUCCUCCUUCAAAUGUUUUUAAUGGACUGACUCAACUUCAAUUUCUGAACCUUGGCCGGAACUCCAUAAAGAAACUUCCACCAACUAUCUUUCACGCCUUGACUAAUCUUCGCAAGCUUAUGAUCUAUAACAAUGAGCUAGAAGUGCUUGAAGCUGGAAUUUUUGAUGAACUUGUCAACCUUGUGGAGCUAAAGAUCUAUCAUAACCAGAUCACCAGCCUUCCACUUCAGGUGUUCUGGUCACUGAGGAACCUAACGAUCCUGAACCUUUCCUCUAACCGGCUUCAAGCUAUCCCGGAAAAGACCUUCUACAAUAUGCCAAAGCUGAGCAAGCUUACCAUUUUCAACAACCCGCUAUUGUCUCUACCAAACCAGCUGAUGGGUCACAUGCCUGACAUGACAGAAAUUUAUCUGUAUGCCACUAACCUCACCACUGUUCCUGGAAAUUUGUUUGCUAACAUGUCUGGGCUCCUGAGACUUAAUCUUCAUUUUAAUGACAAGCUAAGGGAGUUGCCGUCGAACCUCUUCUGCUGCAAUCCCAAGCUUGAGAAGCUCUCAUUGAAAUCCAACGACCUCUAUUAUCUACAUCCUCAACUGUUUUCCGGACUAACCACACUUGGCAUGCUGCUUCUUAAUGACAAUAAGCUGCAGAGCCUACCGGAAAACAUCUUCUUGUCAAAUACAGCUUUGAAGGCUAUUACUCUAAGUGGCAAUCCCUGGGACUGUACUUGUGGAAUCAGAGGUAUUGCAAAAUGGAUAAGACAUAAUGAACAUGUGGUUGUUGACAGACAUGAUGUGAUAUGUCACGGUCCAGUGUACCAACUGCACCGUACCAUUGAUUCCCUGCGUGAUGAGGAGUUCAACUUUUGCGAUGCUGGGAUAGUUAGAUCAAGAUAUUUUUCUAUAAAUGAGCCAACGACACCAUUCCAAACUGUUACAACCAACGGACAAAAAUCAGUUGUAGCUUCAGUCACCACACAGCAUACAACAACGCCAACCCCCACUCAGGGAGCUACCCAACAAGUCGCCAUCCCAACAACCACACUGCUCACAACAUCAACCCCAACUCAAGGAGCUACCCAACAAGUCACAACACCAACAACCACUCCAACUACAAUACCAUCUACCCUACACACCAUCCUACCAACAGAGUUCCAAACUCCCUCCACCACCACCCUGCCUAACAAGAAGUUUUAUCUCACCAAUGAGAUUGCCUUGUCUGAUUACAUGUCCCGUCCUUUCUAUGACACAUUGGUGGUUGAACAGGGGCCAGAGUUUGUUCACCACAGAUUUCACAAGGGCUGGGUGUACGUGUGGUUUCUGCCCUCAGAUGAGGCCUUGACUGGGCUCCUCAUGUUUAGUCACAUCCUUCUUGUGGCUGCAGGCUUGUUCCUCAUUCUUGGGGCCAUGUUUUGCAUGUGUCGCCUCAACAAGACUAUGGAUGAGCUGAAGGCUGAGGGUAGACAUCCUCCAGGGUGACAAAACAUGUUAUCAGGCAUGGUGCACAAGUGAUCAAGAUAACGGUCCUUUUCCAGGGGCUGCACUUGAAAAGAUCACUAUUAGGUGUAGGUUUUUUGUUAAGGCAGUCAGACUUGGAAUAUGGAAUUUAAAAUAGUGUGACAAAAUUUAUGAUGAAGAUACUUUAAGAUAGCAAAGAAUCACGAUACUAAUAUUUUUUUUAAUAUUAUAUAGUACAGUACAAUAUCAGACAGCAUGCAAGCUUCAAAAACAGCUUUGCUAUUGUAAAUUUUUCUUUUUUAUUUGUUCAAGAGAAUUAUUUAGGAAUUAUAUUGAGAAUUUAUCAAUUAGUUUCUCUAUCAGUUUAUCAGAUGUAAAGAUCAUGAUAUUAAAUCAAAUAGCUGUGGGGUUUGGACUGUUAGUCGGUCAAACCAGUUAAUUAGAAGAUGCCACUUUGGGCUUUUGGAGGUUGUCAUGAGCAUUUUUCACUUCUUUUUCAUAGACCAAACAUUUAAUCUUUAAAAUAAACAUAAGAAAUAAAAACUUUCUUUCAUGCAUCCUUUCUUUGCUAUCUCCUUAGGAUUGCAUGCUAAGUGUGAUACACACUAAUGUCUAACAGUAUUUUUAAUUUUUCAGAUUUUGUUUUUCUGUUUUCCUAUGUACAGUGAAAUGUUAAUCUUCAGUGAUCACUAGUCAGUUGUUUUCCUCUAGUGGUUGAAAACUUCAAACUUCAUGAAGAAGGUGCAAAUGACCUUAUUUCUUUCUUUUUUUUACAUCAAAUUUAUUAUAUACUGUACAUGUAUAGUAUAUUAUAUUUAAUAUUAUAUAAUACAGUACAGAAAUCAUAAUACAGUAUGUAAGCUUCAAAAACAGCUAUGCUAAUGUAAGUUUAUAUAUACUAUAAUGGAAUCAGUCAAAUUAAAAGUAAUUAAAGACUAAAGAUUGAAUACUUCAUUGCUAUACAACUCGCUGCAAAUUGCUAGGUAUUUACUUCAGUGUGCCCAUGGCAGGGCAUCAACAAAAACACAUUAAAAACAUAGCACGUAUAUAUACACAUAUACGCUAUCCCACACUUGACACAGGCAGACAAAAAAAGAGGGCACACUACUCACUAUAUAUCUGGAUGACAGUCCAGGAGGCCAGAGUGACACAUGUCAGAUUGAAGUGACAUGGUGCAUAGGGAUGCAGAGUGCAAAUCCACAAACUUUACAAUAAAUAGAUCAAAUAAAGCUAGUAUGAGUGGCAUACGAAGAUAU
Molecule: messenger RNA, 3220 nt
Organism: Etheostoma spectabile (orangethroat darter)
Lineage: Eukaryota; Metazoa; Chordata; Actinopteri; Perciformes; Percidae
Product: platelet glycoprotein V
Exons: 2
Coding region: 12-1985 (657 amino acids)
Molecular function (GO): protein binding
Source: RefSeq, a predicted model, not a curated record